UCUCGCAGACCUGGCGCUCGCUGUGGGUAAAUACACCCCUAUUCUAAAUGAAGUUGAUUCUAGCAGUAAACUUUGACAUCUCUCAUUCUACCAGUAUUUUUUCUAUACCAAUCAGGAUUUUAUAUUAGAGCAACGUCCCAACAUUUAGUAGGAAUUAAGUGCAGUUUCUCACGGUGAACCGGGUUCGUACAGUACUCUACCGUCCACGCUUUCACACCGUACCCCCGAGCCAUGGGUAAACGGGCAACACGGUGCGAUUCUCGGCGGACGAUGUUGGUGAUAUUUACGGUGAUGCUGGUAGCUGGAAGCAGCAAUGGACUCGUGCGACAAAGGAUGCCACAGCCAUCGAAAACAAGCCCACAACCAGAUAUUGAUACAACUGAGGAAACCUUUCCUGAAACUCGAGAUCUGGAUCAGCAGGUGCUGACAUUUCUGAAAGACAACCACUACGCCGGUGCCACCCUCGGUGUGGCUCAUGGUGACCGGGUUGUCUACACACAAGGUUACGGACAAACGGAUGAGGGCGCCCCAAUGAAACCAACCACCCUCCAACCCAUCUCGAGCCUGUCCAAGACCAUCACGGCAGUGGCAGUCCUCAAACUGGUAGAGCUCGGCGACUUGCACUUGUCAGACACAGUGUUCGGCCCGGACGGUAUCCUGACUUCAUUUCAACCUGCAUCUGAUGACGGAAGACGUGUGGAUCCACGUCUCUAUGACAUCACUGUGGAACACUUACUACACCAUACAGCAGGCUGGAGCCAGACUACUUCCCGGCUCUAUGACCCCAUGAUGAACUCUGUGUAUCUUUCAAGAGGUCACGACGUGGUUAACAUUGCCGAUGAGAUGGACUUGAACCGUGACCUUACACCUUCUGACGUCAUCUCUUACAUGAUGAGACAACCACUAAGCCGCGCCCCAGGGAUAAAAUAUGAAUAUUCAAAUUUUGGAUACUGUGUCCUAGGCCGUGUGAUUGAGACAAUCAGCAAGGAUAAAUAUGUCUCAUUUGUUCGGGCACAGGUACUUAAACCACUCGGGAUGUGGAGGACAAGGAUUGGUCCUCAUCGGUUGAUAGAAGCUGGACACAACAACCACGUCCCAGCGGUCAGCUUCACCGAAGGAAACAUCCCUCUAACUGAUGGUGACGGUCUCAAUAGUAACACAAUGUCAUACAAUCUGUUAGAUUCAUCCCUUGGGUGGUGGUCAACCACCUACGAUUUGAUGCGAUUCGUUACAGGUCUAACAUCGGGAAUGGUUCUCAACUCGGACUCUCUCAAACUCCUGACCAAGCAUCCAAACCCACCUGCAUCCGAACACAGAGAUACAUGGCAUGGCAUCGGGGUUCAUGUCAACAACAAUCAGGCUUGGUGGCAGCAGGGGGAUUCUCACGAUAACGAGAUAAUGCUCUUCCACCAGGAAUCUCAAAUUACCAAAUCCAGGUUUGGCAGGAAACACAAAUCGGACUCUCGGAGUUGGAUCGUAAUCCUAAGUGACAAUAACCGCAAGAAUCUGCAGCAGGUAUUCGGUGGAAUGAUGUCUUCAAUGACAGAGUGGCCCAGUGAGAACCUUCUGAUAGAAGACUGCGGGGAGUAUCUCGCCAGAGGAAGCUGGAGACACUACACUCUCAUGAACUCUAAAAUUGGAGAGAAUCAAUUCCCUCUCCUAGUCGAAGCCGUUUCCCGUCUCUACUAUUACCCUGAAUGGAUCAAUGCUUACAAUGUCAAUCACAAAACGUACAUUGCUGCUGUUUUUCAAAGACAAACCAAUGGAAACUUUACAUCACAUAAACUUGCUAACGGUGUGACUAGCACAGAGCUUUACAAGAUCAACCUGGACAACCUUAUAGAAGGCUUCUUUCUCAACUUCGUGACCAGCUACAGUAGCUUCCAUUACAGCGGACAGAUCCGCUUCACAGCUACUUUCAGCAAGACUCCAUCAAACAAUACUUACAGGCUAGGUGGGACAUUAAGAGAGUCUACUGCCUCUCUCAACGCGCAGAACUAUGUUCCUUCAAUUCAAAGUGUCGCUUCACUAGACGGAGUGAGACAUUUCACUUACUCUUUGAACACAGCGAAGGUGAAGUCUUGGACCUCCUAUGAUAACCUUACGAUGGAGGAACUUCAAUUACAAAUCAGGACUAAUGCAAAUAUGGACAGGGUUCUGGAGUACCUAGACUCCUACGUCCAUCUUGGGCAGGUCUUAUUUUCAGCUGUCUUCACUCCGGGGAAGGCGGUCAAGUGGCAAGUACAGACAGAUGUGAGACACAAUGAACUUGCACAGCAAAGCUACAUGUUCAGAGGACUUCGGUUUAGACCCAAAAUUAUUGUCGGUUACGAAUGCAAUGGUCAUCCGUGCUUUGUAUUAAUGUGGAAGAAACACUAAUCUAUGCAAAUUUUGAAGAUAUCAAUCUUUACACUAACCAAUUCACGGUUCAACUCAGAUUUGAAUAAAAUCUUCAAAACCUUUUGAUUGCUUAUAAUUUAUAUUGAACGAAAUUGGAUUUUGUUUUAAACGCUCAUUGUGAGUUAAUUGUUGAAGCAGCCCUCCAUUUUUUUUAUUGUUUACAUAUUUGGAAAAUAUUAGAUUUUAUUUUGAAUAUCAGUCCGAAUAAAAUAUACCUUUAGAUGGAAAAAAACAUCUUAGAGAUAAAUAUUUAUUAAAUGUUGAAAGAGAAUCAAACAAUAACUUAUAAUUUUGUAAAUAGUAUGUGAUAAUUUCAGUUUCCCUGGGACAUGGAGGUGGUUUAAAAGACAGGUGGUGGUAAAACAUACCCUGGUUUAUUUGGGAACGAAUUCAUUUUCUACUUUCCACCGAGAAAAUAAUAUACAUGAGCAUUACACAAAAUCAGUUGUGGUUCCAAUUUGAGAGGAUCAAGAUAAAGGCUUACAGAGAAAUUGUGGGAAAAAUAUAAUUUAUUUUCCAAACUGAAAAUGGAGAAUUGAAGUGUUGAAGAACAAUAAAACUGCCGAAAAAUAACGAAGUAUAUUGAAACGCAUUCUGAACAGCUAAGCUUAGACAAAUCUGAACAUUAAAUGUGAAGAUUACAUUAAUUUGAAGAGAUGGUUUACAAUUUCCCAGUUUGUAUCAGGAGAUGUUAAUUGGUAGCAGCAGGCUUACAGGGUACUCCAUUUUAUCUUGGAUAUAAAUGCACAUGCUCAGUACUAGGCAGACAAUGGGAAAAUACACACAGUGGCUAUUUUUGAAACCACUGCAUAGGAUCUAGCUUAUGCUUCAGUUUAGGCAUCUGCUUCAGGCUCGAGGUUACAUGUUCCAACUUAUAGGCUUCCACUUAUAGGCUCCAGCUUAUAAGCUCCGGCCUAGACUCCAACUUUGGCUCCAGCUUAAACAAAGGCUUAUGCUCCAUCUUCGGCUACAGCUUAGGAGCGUUAAGGCCUUGUCACACGAGGCAACUUUUACAGCCAACUUGGAGGAAACCAACUGCAGUGCAUGCUACAGGACCACUUAGGUAGCACACAAGUCAAACAUUGUCUUACGAUCCACAAGAGAAAUAGGUGAACACUGGAAUGUGAAUGCUUUCUCUUCUUGGAGAAUGCCUGGAACUGGUUGCCUGUAAAUUGCCUCGUGUGACAUGGCCCUUAGACUAAGCCGUGGUUCGCAAAAGGGCCUACAUGUAAACGGCCCAAUUUCAGAGCUGCUCAAAACAGCUUUCUGCUGAGCGAAGAAAAGCAGGAUACUAGUCACAUUGUGUACACAUGACCUGGUAUUUUGGCUGGUUACCUUUAAUACUCUGGUAAGCAUAAUUUGGUUUUGCUUAGCAAACAUUUAAUGCUUAUAAAGCUCUAUGAACGUAGGCCAGGGCCAUCGUUGUACGAUUAUAAAAACAGAAUGUUUCCAUCACGAAGUCACCAGUUAUCACCAAUUUCUGCUACCUCAUUAAACUUGUUCAGUCUCUUUUAAAUGUGUAUACAAAAACAUAAUUGUAAACAUGGUACUGUGAAUGGGUAUGGUUCCCCAAUUUUAUGAAAACCUGUGGUUAGUCUUGGACCAUUUUCAGAGAGCUGCUUAGCACUUUAAAUGGCAAAGCAUGAAACAGCUGUGAUACCAGUGCAAACUCCAUGUCUAUUUACCACUUGCUGCUUGUUUGGGCUAAGCAGAAAAUGUGUAUGUUUUGUUGGCAGAAAAUGUGUUUUGUUUUAUUUGCCAAAAAUUUCUGAUUAAGCAGAUUUAUCAUUAACUACAUGAAUUAAGAUUAAUUUUGAUCCAUCAUGAUCUUUUUGUAAUCAGGUUUAAACUCCAAAAUUCGCUCAGCACAAAAUUAAUUUGCUUAUCGCACUUAUAUAAAGCUACACUUUUAAGCAAAAAAAAUAAAAAAACACAUUUCUGCUGAGCAAAACAAAGCAGGAUACGAGUCAAAGAUGCAAUAUGAUUACGUUGAUUACUUUGGCUUGUUACCAAUUUUGUUUAAAGCAAAUUUGUUGUUGGUGCUAGGCUGAGAGGUGCUUAAGGUAGGUCUGUGAAAUCGGACUGAGGGCUACCAGCUGAAGCGUCAUGUGACAUCUGGUAUUUGACUGGUUGCCAUUAAUUUGUUCUAAACAUUUUGUUGCGCCAUCUUUUCCUAAAAGUGAGAAUCGCUCAAAGAGUGGACACUAUUGGUAAAUGUCACAGAAUAGCCUUCACAGUUGGUGUAUCUGAACAUAAGCAUAAAAUAAAAAA
Molecule: messenger RNA, 4671 nt
Organism: Asterias rubens (European starfish)
Lineage: Eukaryota; Metazoa; Echinodermata; Asteroidea; Forcipulatida; Asteriidae
Exons: 2
Coding region: 232-2379 (715 amino acids)
Source: RefSeq, a predicted model, not a curated record